AGAAAAAAAGUAUGAGCAUGUGUGUGUUUUGUUUCCAAGACCAGGCAGAGGCAAUUGAUUCAUUUGGAAAAGUUUGUAAGACCUUCAAGUGGCUACGGCGACCCAAGUGACCUUCGAGCGAAGUCUGCGUCUUUGUGCCCAAAAUCUGCCAAAGGCGUUCCCAGGGACACCUUUCUAGAAGAAGCUAAAACAAAAUAAAGUUUCUGCAAAGGAACUUUUUGAGCCUGCAACUAGAACACAAUCUACUUCCGGGGAAGGCGGAGGGAGCACGUGGGCAUUUAGAGUUGAGCUGCACGUGGGCGCGGAGUGCGCAGGCGCGCGCUGGAGCCAGGAGGGCGUACUCGGGAUUGUAGGCGAGGGAAGUGCUGGACGCAUCCCAGGCGUCUGGGCUCCCAGCACCGGCAGUCACCGCCACCGCCAGGCUGCAGAAAGAGCGCUGGCGUGUCUCUGCAUAGGCAAACCAGAGCUGGAGUGGCGACACGAAGGAACCGCCAGACACACCUGGCUCUGCGUUUUCUCCUCCAUCAUCCUCAGGCUGUGCUCAUUUCUCCCUGAUUACAAGAUGGGUGAUAAAUCUCCAGGCCUCAGGAACGUGUUGCAGACCUCUGAGUGUUAAAUCGCCAUUUAAUAUGAUGUCAAGAAAUAAUUCGGAAGCACCUCCUUGUAAGGUGACAGAGCCAUUUAAUUUUGAGAAAAAUGGAAAGAAGCUUCCACCACAUGAAUCUUUAAGAAGUCCUGGAGCACUUCCUAACCGUCCUAAUUUCAGGCUGAAAAGUUCAGAGAAUGGAAAUAAAAAGAACAAUUUUUUGCUGUGUGAGCAAACCAAACAAUAUUUGGCCAGUCAGGAAGACAAUUCAGCUUCUUCAAACCCUAGCAGCAUCAAUGGAGAAGUGGUUGGAUCCCAAGGAGACAGGAAAAAAUCGCCAGCAGGAAACUCAGAGUCAUCACCAAGUGUUGAAAAUAACUCACCAAAGGAAGUGAAUACUAAGCCUGAAAAUAAUGUACAUCCUGCAAAGUCCAAAAAAUUACACAAGUUGGUCGGGAAUUCCUUGUCCAUAAAUAAUCCAGGGCUCUUCACCUCCUUAGGACCUCCUCUUCGGUCAACAACUUGCCAUCGCUGUGGCCUGUUUGGAUCUCUGAGGUGCUCUCAGUGCAAGCAGACCUACUAUUGCUCCACAGCAUGUCAGAGAAGAGACUGGUCGGCACACAGCAUCGUGUGCAAGCCUGUUCAACCAAAUUUCCAUAAACUUGAAGAUAAUAAACCAUCUUUUGAAACAAAGGAUGUGGAAGUAAACAAUAAGAGUGACUGUCCACUUGGAGUUACCAAGGAAAUAACCAUGUGGGCUAAGAAAGUAAUGUUUUCUGAUUUGAGAAGCCUACAGCUCAAGAAAACCAUGGAAAUAAAGGGCACAGUUACUGAAUUCAAACACCCAGGGGACUUUUAUGCGCAGUUAUAUUCUUCAGAAGUUUUAGAAUACAUGAACCAACUCUCUGCCAGCUUAAAGGAAACAUAUGCAAACAUGCAUGAAAAAGACUAUAUUCCUAUUACGGGGGAAGUUUGUGUUGCCAAGUACACUGUUGAUCAGACCUGGAACAGAGUGACCAUACAAGAUGUUGAUGUGCUACAAAAGAAGGCACAUGUCUUAUAUAUUGAUUAUGGAAAUGAAGAAAUAAUUCCAUUAAACAGAAUUUACCAACUCAACAGCAGCAUUGACUUGUUUCCUCCUUGUGCCAUAAAGUGCUUUCUAGCCAAUGUAAUCCCAGCAGAAGGGAAUUGGAGCACUGACUGUAUCAAAGCUACUAAACCACUGUUAAUGGAGCAGUACUGCACCAUAAAGAUUGUCGACAUCAUGGAAGAAGUGGUGGUUACCUUUGCUGUAGAAGUUAUGCUGCCAAAUUCAGGAAAACUUUUAGACCAUGUGCUUAUCGAAAUGGGAUAUGGCUUGAAACCCAACGGACGAGAUUCUAAGAAGGAAAGUGCAGAUCAAAGUGUUCCUGAAGAUGCUGGAAAAAUGAUAGCUGACAACAAAAUUGUUGUAGACAAAAGUGACCUAAUCCCGAAAGUGUUAACUUUGAAUAAAGGUGAUGAGUUUUGUGGUGUGGUGGCCCACAUUCAAACACCAGAAGACUUCUUUUGUCAACAACUGCAAAGUGGCCGUAAGCUUGCUGAACUUCAGGCGUCCCUUAGUGAAUACUGUUGUCACUUAUCUCCGCGCUCUGAUUUUUAUCCAGCCAUUGGUGAUAUAUGUUGUGCUCAGUUCUCAGAGGAUGAUCAGUGGUACCGUGCCUCCGUUUUGGCUUACGCUUCUGAAGACUCUGUACUGGUUGGAUAUGUAGAUUAUGGAAACUUUGAAAUCCUGAGUUUGAUGAGACUUUGCCCCAUAAUCCCAAAGUUGUUGGAAUUGCCAAUGCAAGCUAUAAAAUGUGUGCUAGCAGGAGUAAAGCCAUCAUUAGGAAUUUGGACUCCUGAAGCUAUUUGUCUCAUGAAAAAACUUGUGCAGAACAAAAUAAUCACAGUGAAAGUGGUGGACAAGUUGGAAAACAGUUCCCUGGUGGAGCUUAUCGAUAAAUCCAAGAUGCCUCAUGUCAGCAUUAGCAAAGUUCUCAUAGAUGCAGCCUUUGCUGUGGGAGAACAGGGGAUGGUGGCAGAUAAACCCAGUGACAUGAAAGAAGCCAGUGUUCCCCUGGGUGUGGAAAGAAAAGUAAAUCCACUGGAGUGGACGUGGGUUGAACUUGCUGUUGACCAAACAGUAGAUGUUGUAGUCUGUGUAAUAUAUAGUCCUGGAGAAUUUUAUUGCCACGUGCUUAAAGAGGAUGCUUUAAAGAAACUCAAUGAUUUGAACAAGUCACUAGCAGAACAUUGCCAGCAGAAGUUACCUAAUGGUUUCAAGGCAGAGGCAGGACAACCUUGUUGUGCUUUUUUUGCAGGUGAUGGUAAUUGGUAUCGUGCUUUAGUCAAGCAAAUCUUACCAAAUGGAAAUGUUAAAGUACAUUUUGUGGAUUACGGAAACAUCGAAGAAGUUACUACAGGUGAACUCCGAAUGAUACCAUCAUCAUUUUUAAACCUUCCCUUUCAGGGGAUACGGUGCUGGUUAGCAGAUAUACAGUCUAAAAGCAAGCAUUGGUCUGAAGAAACCAUAGCAAGAUUUCAGAAAUGUGUUGCUGGGAUAAAAUUGCAAGCCAGAGUGGUUGAAGUCACUGAAAAUGGCACAGGAAUUGAACUCACUGAUCUUUCCACUUCCUAUCCUUUAAUAAUUAGUGAUGUUCUGAUUGAUGAACAUCUGGUUUUACGAUCUGUUUUACCACGUAACAACUUACCAAAUGACAGACUUGUUAAUAAACAUGAGCUUCAAGUUCAUGCACAGGAACUUCAAGCUACCUCUUCAGCUGAUCAAUGGAAGACAAUAGAAUUGUCGGUUAGUGAAACUGUACAAGCAUAUGUAUUAGAAAUCAUAAGCCCAAACUUGUUUUAUGCUCUACCAAACAGAAUGCCAGAAAAUCAGGAAAAACUCUGCCUAUUGACAGCUGAAUUAUUAGAGUACUGCAAUGCUUCGAAAAGUCAACCAUCCUAUAGACCAAGAAUUGGAGACGCGUGCUGUGCCAAAUACACAAAUGAUGAUUUUUGGUAUCGUGCAGUUGUUCUGGGGACAUCAGACACUGAUGUGAAGGUGCUCUAUGCAGACUAUGGAAACAUUGAAACGCUGCCUCUUUGCAGAGUACAACCAAUCACCUCUGGCCACCUGGAGCUUCCUUUCCAAAUUAUCAGAUGUUCACUUGAAGGAUUAAUGGAAUUGAAUGGAAGCUCUUCUCAAUUAAUAAUAAUGCUAUUUAAAAAUUUCAUGUUGAAUCAGAACGUCAUACUUUCUGUGAAAGGAAUUACAAAGAAUGUCCAUGAGGUGUCAGUGGAGAAAUGUUCCGAGAACGGGACAGUCGAUGUAGCUGAUAAGCUGGUGACAUUUGGACUGGCAAAAAACAGCAUACCUCAAAGGCAGAGUGCUUUAAAUAAAGAAGAGAUGUGUAGGAUGAAUUGCUGCUGCACAGAGUUACAGAAGCAAGUUGAAAAACAUGAACACAUUCUUCUCUUCCUCUUAAACAAUUCAACAAACCAAAAUAAAUUUAUUGAAAUGAAAAAACUGUUAAGUUAAAUAAGAUAAAUUUGAUGUUUUUGCCUCUUGCGGUCAGCAGUGUGACAUCUUCAGGUAUAUUGUCUGGAUAGAGCUGACGACGUGAAACCUAUUUUAAGGCUGGACUUUUGUGGUUUAAUGACUGAGGUUUGGUUAUCAUGCUUCUGUUGUCUUUGUAGCUUUGGUCUGAUCAUUUUCCUUUGCCACUGCUAAGGGAACUGAGCCCCUAGGGCGUUCCACUUGUAAUAGCCUUUCUUUAUUGUUGUUUGAUUUUGAGAAUGCCAAUGUUAUUGAUACGUGGAUGGGCUUGUAAAAGUUGUUGUGAUAUAAAGCUUAGCCUCAGAUUUUUUGUCUAGAUUUGAAAUUAGCUCAACUCUCACGCACAUUGCUGUAAAUAUCUUUAGUGCUUUUUGUGAAGAUUAUCCAAAGGGCCAAGAAUGGAAAGUGGGCUGCACUGAGGGUAUGUUCAUUUCAAAACAAAACAUACUUCCUGCUUCUGCUGUGGUGAUUCUAGUGUCUAUAAAGAACAUACUGGUGAGUUUCAAACCAGCAGUUCCUCCUCCCACCCCGCCUUUUUUUUUUUUUUAAACUGUCUGGGAUCCUUUGUUGUAAGAUGGCUCUCAGAAAUAAAUUUUUGAUUAAGAGCCAGUUAGAACUUGUAAUCACAGCUGGGCACAGUGGCUCAGGCCUGUAAUCCCAGCCCUUUGGGAGGCCAAGGUGGGCAGAUCACCUGAGCCCAGGAGUUCAAAACCAGCUUGAGCAACAUGGCAAAACGCUGUCUCUACUAAAAAUACAAAAAUUAGCUGGGCAUGGUGGUAUAUGCCUGUUAUCCCAGCUACUUGGGAGGCUGAGAUGGGAGAAUCGCUUGAAUCCAGGAGGUGGAGGUUGCAGUGAGCCAAGAUUGCACUUCUGUACUCCAGCCUGAGUGAGACUCCAUCUCAAAAAACAAAAAACAAACUUCUGAUUUCAAAAUGAAGUUGUCCUUCUCACAGUUGGUAUAGUUCCAGCCAAAAGCAAAGAAACUUUGAUUUACUUAAUAUGUGCACUUUUGUUGGCUAACAAGCAGUUUAUAUUAGACUGUUUGGAAAUAGCCCAAGAGGUAGCCAUUUUACUCUUUGUGAAUCUUUUAUGGGUGUAGUAACUCUUAAGUAAAAACCAACUAUGUAAAACAUACUUCCCAUGUGGUAAUAGACUGUUCUCUUGUUUUUUUAAGAAAGAUUAAACUGAAUUCUAAGCUAAACAUAAUUAAUGUAAGAUCAACUGUCUUCUCACGUUUCCUUUUACAAAUUUUGGGUUAUUACAGUUUUCAGUCUUUUCUAAUACAUUGUCUUAAUACUACUGUUUUGCAUGUUUUAGCUUAAAAUGUUUUUUUUUUUUUGGAGUCUUCCUGUCAUCCAGGCUGGAGUGCAGUGGCACAGUCUCGGCUCACUGCAACCUCUGCCUCCCAGGUUCACACAGUCCUUGUGCUUCGGCCUCCCAAGUAGCUGAGACUAUAGGCACGCACUGCCACGCCCGGCUAAUCUUAAACUUAAUAGAGGUGAUUUUACUUUAAUAGAUUAAGGAACAUACAAUGACAUGGAUUUCUGGAAUUUAGUCCUAGUACCAAGUCAUUAUAUUUUUGACCAAGUUGGUUGGCCUGUUUGUGCUUCUUAUCUGUGUAAUAGGGUUUAUUGAGAGUGCUUACACAUCUAUACCUUAAGGUGAAAUUUCGUUGUUUCUUGAUUGAGACAGGGCUUGGAAAGGACAAAGGAAAACUUGAUUUAUAGCAUAGUAGUUGAACUGGAUUUUUCCCUACUGUGGGAAUACAUAUUUUGUUUACAUUUGAAUACAGUGUAAUACCUAGUGUUUGGGUAGUGUAUAUUUACAAAGCACUUUUACAUCUACUCACAUACUUAAUCUUCACAAUAUCCUUGAAAAUAAAGUAGGACCCAUUUUACAGUUAUGGAAGUUGAGGCCCAGAGAAGGUUACAUGACUGUCCAAAAUCACACACAAACUGAAUUAGGUCUUACAACUCAAAACUGAGUUCUCUCAACUUCCAUUAGCUGCUGUAUGUCCAGUACCCUUUUAGAUCAAUUCCACAGGGCAUGAAACUAGAGGAUUACAUUAUUAGGACAACAUGAUGUACAUGGUUGCUUAAGCAUGACUUCGUUGUGGUGAAAAUACAGCUGAGUACUCCUUUGAAUUGUUCUUUGAGAUAGAGUGGGUGUAAAAAUGUAUUUUGGCUGGGCACAGUGGCUCAUGCUUUGUAGUCUCAGCACUUGGGGAGGCUGAGGUGGGCAGAACACAGGAGGCCCAGGAGUGUGAGACCAUCCUGGCCAACAUGGUGAAACUUCAUCUCUGUCAAAAAAAAAUACAGAAUUAGCCAGGUGAGGUGGUGUAAACCUGUAGUCCCAGCUACUGGGGAGGUUGAGGCAGAAGAACUGCUUGAACAUGGGAGCCGAAGGUUUCAGUGAGCUGGCAUGGCACCACUGCACUCUAGCUUGGGCAACAGAGUGAGAGCAUGUCUCAAAAACAAAACAAAACACACCAAAAAACUGUAUCUCACCAUCUCUGGAGAAAUUUAGUUGUCACAAAUUUAAUAUUAAAAUUGCUAAAAUAGAAGUGCUGUGAUAAGAACAUAAAACCCUCUGUAAUCUGUUGCUCAAGUGAUAAAUGUUCCAACACACAAGUUAAUGUCAGAUAUCCUUUAUAUGUGAAGGAGAGUGCAAACAGCUCCAUUUUACAUUUGUGAAGGGGAGUAUAAAAAGCUCUACUUAGUAUAUAUCAUGCUAUGUUGUGGUGGCUAAUUUUCUUAACUGACAUUUCUGACUUAAAUGUGUAAUUUCAAUUAAAAGUGAAUAUUUGCUUUGCUUAUAUUUGAAGUUAAGAGCCACAGCGAUACUGAGUUUCGUGUAAGGCGCAACGGCAGCUGAUUGUUUUCUUUCUCAGAACCAGCCUCUCCGAGGUAAACACUUAAAGGAAUCUGCAAAGGCUAGACUUAGCAGAGAAAGUACAGUACCUGGUGUUUUCGUUUGUGGGAACCUUUUCUUUUUCCAGUUUCUCUGUAACGACCUUCUAUGUUUUUGCCUGCCUGCCAUUCCCUUACUAGGCUGGUAGUUUUUAUUUUUCUCUAAGUUCUUCCCAUCAAAUAAAUAAGUAUUGUGUAAAAAAUUCA
Messenger RNA from Callithrix jacchus (white-tufted-ear marmoset), 7279 nucleotides. RefSeq names its product tudor domain containing 1 (gene TDRD1). The record is from RefSeq and is a predicted model, not a curated record. NCBI's taxonomy places the organism in Eukaryota, Metazoa, Chordata, Mammalia, Primates, Cebidae.